AUGGCUUCACCGGCGAGCAGGAACCAAAAGUCCAAGAAAUCCAAGUCCAAUCAUUCUCUAAAGGAGCUCAAAGCCUUUGGGCAGCAGUUGAUCUCUUCCAGAAACCACGUCAACAACCUUCCCAUCCUCCUCAACUUCAUCUCCCCUGAAUUCCCUCCUCAAUACGUAUCAGAUGAAAAUCCCCAAAACCCGAUUUUAAUCACAACGGCUACUUGCAGGCCUAGCUGGUCCGACAUCGUUUCAGGAAGGGCGAGUGUAUUGAAGCCAAUGACGUCGUCUCGGGACAAAGGGAAGCAGAAGGUCGAUACGCCGUCGUUGUGA
Molecule: messenger RNA, 321 nt
Organism: Linum trigynum
Lineage: Eukaryota; Viridiplantae; Streptophyta; Magnoliopsida; Malpighiales; Linaceae
Source: the annotation of a GenBank genome assembly